Astrephomene gubernaculifera is the source of this 3240-nucleotide messenger RNA. The record is from the annotation of a GenBank genome assembly. NCBI's taxonomy places the organism in Eukaryota, Viridiplantae, Chlorophyta, Chlorophyceae, Chlamydomonadales, Astrephomenaceae.
AAGGUUCACACCCACAUGGACCUAUAGAAGGGAACGGUCAGCCGCUAAUACGCAAUAGCCCGGGGCCGCGCGUAAUAGGCCUCCCUUUGGAGCAGCCGGGGGCGGAACCAUGUUGCAGAGACAUAUAUAUGCUCGGCCUGGUGCACUGCUAGCACUGUUACUUGCCGUCAGUGGUGAGCUAUGGAGCAAUGUCUCAGCAGGCCGCAUUCGGACUGGCGCUUCCACGGGUCCUUCAUAUGGUUACGGUUCCUUCAGCCCUCCUUACAUGGACGCGCCUACAGGUUCCUACAGUCCCCCCUACACGGGCCCCUCGCCGCCCCCAGCCAUGGAUGCCUGUGCUGCAGUGCUGCCCAUCCAGUGCGCUGACCUUCCCACCUUCCUGUACGAGGGGACUGCGCGCAUCGUGCAGCUGGAACAGAAGAUCACCGAUCUUACCAAGCGUCUUGAGGCUCUGGAGCAGCGGUUCGGCUCCACCUUCUCUCCACCCUCCCCACCAGAGGGCCACCACUACUCCCCUCCCGAUAACCACUACAACUACCCGCCCUGGCGCCCCUGGACCCCUUGGACGCCCUCCUGGCCCGUCAGCCCCAUUCCUCCGCCCGCCCCGCCUUCGCCGCCCACGCCCGUCUGGGUGGCCUACCCGCCGGACGCCCUCACUGGCCCCGAAACGACGUUCGAGAACCUAUGGUUCGGCAACGGCGUGUAUCGUGUCAGCGCCUCUUCGGAUUUAUCGUAUCCGGGGAGCACAUCCGCUUACAUGGCGUUUGACAAGCAAUACUAUGGCAGCGGAGGAUCGUGGACGACAGCCGACUCCUCGCUGUACGACAUUUACUAUCCGUUCAGUUACAACGGGGCCGCAAAGACGUACGAGGCGACAGAGGUAUAUGCUGGCGAGUGGGUGCAGCUUCAGAUGCCGGAAGCCAUUCGGGUGACAACCUAUGCAGUGUAUGUCCCUUACGACAUGCCGCACCGCGGCCCAAAGGAUUUUGCUUUGCUUGGGUCCAACGAUGGAUACCGUUGGCAGUUGGUUGACAAGCAGUACGGCAUCAUGACCUGGAGCAUGUUCGGCUUUUGGUUUACUGCUGCACAGCCUGGCGAGUACUCGUACUAUCGACUUGUCGUCCAGAGCAACAACGGUGCCGGUUAUUUGAGCAUCAAUGAGCUGGUUCUCGUCGCCAUCCUGAAUGGGCAGCCUGUCGGUUCUCCUCCUUCUCCUCCUCCCGUCCCAGAUUAUACACCGCCGCCUACCUACUCUACGUAUGGUGGUCCUUCUUCGCCCCCAGAUUCUCCCCCGGUGCCUACCUACUCUCCCUCCUUCCCUCCUAAUACUUCAGAUGCUCCCGCUAGGCCGCCCUACGUCAUCGACUAUCCCUCCUAUCCUCAAUACCCCUCCGCCCAGCCCAGCCCCCUGCCCUACCCGCCAGCUCCUCUCACCGGCUACGACACUGACUUGGAGAAUGUGACGUACGGCAACGGCAUAUACCGCGUCCGCGCUUCUUCUGACCUCGGGUAUCCGGAGGCUGCUUGGGAGGCAUUUGAUUACCAGCUUAACACCGGACAAGGGCACAUGUGGACGGUUGCUGAUUACAAUCUGUACGACUCCAGCUACCCGUACAGCUACCUGGGCGCAGCCGGUACUCAGAUCGGCGAGCAGUGGUUCAAGGGCGAGUGGAUCCAAAUCGAGAUGCCGACAAAGGUCAAGGUGGUCCAGUACAAGUUGUGGACGCGUGAUGGCGACCUGAUCCGCGGUCCUAAGGAUUUCGUACUGGUUGGAUCCAACGAUGGUUCCAGCUGGGCUGUUGUAGACGAGCGAUCGUCUAUUUCGUACUGGAACCCGUCUGGAUUCAGCUUUGACGUGGCCGGCGCAAGCAGCUAUUCGUUCUACCGGCUGUGCGUCGCAUCCAACAACGGUGGCGGUUGGUUGACCUUGUACGAGAUGGUUCUGUAUGGCCUUUCUGAGCAAGGAUUUCAGCCGCCGUUUGUGAACCCUCCAUCCAGCAUCCCUUCCUCUCCCGAUCUUCCGUCAUCACCCAGCUUCACUGACUACACCGAGAGGCCCUCCCAUCCUCAGUACCCCUCUUCCCCACCCAGCCCCAUGCGCUACCCGCCUGCUCCUCUCGCCGGGUACAACAGUAACCUCUUGAAUCAGGCGUACGGCAACGGCAUGUACCGCGUCCGCGCUUCUUCUGACCUCGGGUACCCGGAGGCUGCUUGGGAGGCAUUUGAUUACCAGCUCAACACCCGACAAGGGCACAUGUGGACGGUUGCUGAUUACAAUCUGUACGACUCCAGCUACCCGUACAGAUACCUGGGCCGCACCAGUACUCUGAUCGGUAGUCAGUGGUAUUUGGGCGAGUGGAUUCAGAUCGAGAUGCCUGAGCAAAUCAGGUUGGUACAGUACAAGUUGUGGACACGUGAUGGCGACAUGCUGGACCGCGGUCCUAAGGAUUUCGUACUGAUUGGAUCCAACGAUGGUUCCAGCUGGGCUGUUGUAGACGAGCGGGCGGCCGUUACGAACUGGACGACGGCUGGGUACAGUUUUGACGUUACUGGCGCCAGCAACUAUUCGUUCUACCGGCUGUGCGUUGCAACCAACAACGGUGGCGGUUGGUUGACUCUGUACGAGAUGGUGUUAUAUGGCUUCCCAGGUGAGCAAGGGUCUCUUGAUGUUUCUGGCCCGCCACCGCAUAGCUGGUAACAUGCCUGGUCGCUACGAGGUUCGGAUUUAGGAGCUGUUCUUGUGUUAGGAUGCAGGGAUGUCUGGUGGCUAGUAGUAUACACACAGCGGGUUUAGCUAGGUAUUCGCGAUGUGACCCAUGGUUCAGCGUGGGGUAAUGAAACAUGUGUCGAUGCUGUUGCUACCACUAAUCGCAAUGGUUAAUGUUAUGAGAGCCCCGAGCGCGUGAUCUUUGUUUUCUGCAACGAUACUCGGCAUUAGCUCGCAAAUCAUACAUUCAGCAUACAUUCUAGCGCACGGUUGGAGACGCCGUUAGCAUCAUGUGCGUGCGCCGUUCCGUCAUUCUUAUACUCUCUAUCAUUAUAGUUGUUACUUCUGUGCAUGCUGUUGUUUAUUUCGCCAUGAGUCUUGUAUCAACGUUCCACGGCGCGUGGGUUAGGGUCUGCUGAUGCUAAUGCCACGCAACGGCUGAGGUGAUAAGACAAUCCCCAAUGAGGUUAAGACUUUGGCUAUCCUAUCGCAAGCCCUAUCCUUGACAUGGCUUCAUCGCCGAUGCCAGUCAA